AGCGGCCGCGCUCGGAGCGGGAGGAGCGGCGCGGCCGGCAAGGAGCGCUCCCGGAGCUCGGUCCAGCUAAACUCAGCCCAGCUGAGCCCAGCCCAGCCCGGUGCGCUCCCAGCACCGCCGGGGCUCAGCCACCCCGCCCGGACCCAGGCACAGAGAACGGGUAAUAACUGAAGACAGCCUCACAGCAGGAAAGUGAGAUCAGAUUGGCAGUGCAGCAGUGAGUGGCAUGAUUGAAGACAAGAUAAAAAGCAGGCUGCAGCUAAAGAUCAGAAAGUGGAACACCUCUGUAUGGAGGAGGUCUCUCCAUUCCUGGAGUAGAAGCAGAGAAUUUUUCGUGUUUCUUUUCCCUCCUGCUUUCUGAUUAGCCAUCAUCACAGAUGAAGGUGUGAGCUUCAUCUUUUCUCCCUGAAACUAGGUUACAGGUGAGGAGUUCAAGAUGAUUCCAAAUUACUCUACUGAAGAAACUGUUAAAAGAAUCCACGUGGACUGUCCUGUUUCAGGACGGCACAGCUACAUCUACGUUAUGGUUCCAACCGUUUACAGCAUCAUCUUUAUCAUAGGCAUAUUCGGGAACAGCCUGGUCGUUAUUGUCAUUUACUGCUACAUGAAAUUAAAAACAGUAGCCAGCAUCUUCCUUCUCAACCUGGCCCUGGCUGACUUGUGUUUUCUGAUAACUCUGCCCCUCUGGGCAGCCUACACGGCCAUGGAGUACCAGUGGCCUUUUGGCAACUGUUUGUGCAAGCUGGCCUCGGCGGGGAUCAGCUUCAACCUGUACGCCAGCGUGUUCCUGCUCACGUGCCUGAGCAUCGACCGCUACCUGGCCAUCGUGCACCCGGUGCAGUCGCGCAUCCGCCGCACCGUGUCCGUGGCCCGCGGCACCUGCGUGGCCAUCUGGCUGCUGGCCGGCGUGGCCAGCCUGCCCGUCAUCAUCCACCGCAACAUCUUCUUCGCCGAGAACCUGAACAUGACUGUCUGCGGCUUCCGCUACGAGAGCAACAACACCACGCUCCGGGUCGGGUUAGGCUUAUCCAAAAAUUUGCUGGGCUUUUUAGUUCCUUUUCUGAUCAUCUUAACGAGCUACACCUUAAUUUGGAAGACUCUGAAGAAGGCAUAUCAAAUUCAAAAAAAUAAGACUAGAAAUGAUGAUAUCUUCAAGAUGAUUGUAGCAAUUGUGUUUUUCUUUUUCUUUUCCUGGAUUCCUCAUCAAGUGUUCACUUUUCUGGAUGUGUUGAUUCAAUUACAUGUAAUAACAGACUGCAAAAUCACCGAUAUUGUAGAUACAGCUAUGCCCUUCACCAUUUGUAUUGCUUACUUUAACAACUGUCUGAAUCCUUUUUUUUAUGUGUUUUUUGGAAAAAACUUCAAAAAAUACUUCCUUCAGCUAAUAAAAUACAUCCCACCGAACGUCAGCGCACAUCCAAGCCUCACAACCAAAAUGAGCUCCCUCUCCUAUCGGCCACCAGAAAAUAUCCGCUUGCACACCAAAAAGACUGCCGGGCCUUUGAACACCGAUUGAGGCAUUUCACAAAGUUCUUCUUUUGAACAACCUUGUGUGUGAAGCACCAAGAACAACAAGAUUCAUCUGCGGUCCUGAACAUCACAGCUCAUUACAGCAACACUGGAUCACCUCAGAGAAAUCAUUCUGUAAAGAGUCAGCAGUGGCCUUACAGCUCGCGUUGUAAAGAGGACUGCUUCGCUUUCAUUUCACUUUUCUUUACUGAAAGCAGCCUAAGUGUUGGACAGGUGUGUCAGAGUUCCUGCCACAUCCCACCAUUUGCUUGGAACUACAAAAGAGGGGGAGGGAAAACUCCUAACUUAGGUUCACAGAUGCUUCAAAAGGAAAAGCUUAUAUAAAUAACAUGAAAUACAAACCACCUGACUUGCAUAUAUGUAAGCUAUUCUGUUGAAGAAGUGGAGUUUUGUUUCUUGUAUUGUUGGUUUAUUUUUAAUUACAUAAAUGUCCUAUAAUCAUAUUUAUAAUAUAUUUUCAAAUAUAUUCUAUAUAUAGAGGCCCAAUUUUAAACUCAAAUGGAAAUUUACGGUCCUUGAAAUUGGUCUUAUUCUGAUUUAUGCUACUAUUUUUUUAAUGGCAUUUUUUCAUAAUAUAUGCAAUAAAAUGCAGAUUUAUUUAUUAAAUAUAGAACAUAUUUUUAGAUUUAUAUUCCUACUCAUACAUUUCAAACAUUGCUUCAGAAAUGUACAUUUAUAUCUCAGUGGGUAUUUUUGUAGUAGUUAAAAAAAUAACUAUGUAUGUGCACAGAAAUGGGGUUCACUCAGCCUUUCCUCAUGAUAAGCCACCCUGACUUUGAAAAACUUUAUAUACAGAGGGAGUGGACUCCAUACUCUGUAUGACUAAAAUUAAAGUAUUUCAAAUUCCUGCACAUUUAGUAAACUCUUAUGCUGAUAAGCUAAAAUAGAACAAUGCUUAUGCAUCAGUUUAACUAAUAACACUUUUAGUCCAAUGACAAAACAUCCGAGAUCAAACUUUACUCUUGGCUUUUAUGGAAUUUCUCUCCAUUUAUAUAAAAUUAUGCCCAGGGUAUUUUCUCCCUGUAGAACAUUUUUUUUAUUUAUAUGGAACGAAUUCAGGUUUAUAUUGCAUAAAUCAGAACGAAAGUCUGGCUCAAAUUCUUCGUACAAAUCAAGAGGAAAGGAGACAAGCACUGUGGGAAGUUUCUACCAAUGAUACCCUCAUGUGUCCUUUUUACCUCAAAUAAUGCACUUCAAAUAACAUUUAUGCUUGAUUCACACCCAUCUAUUGUCUUCAAAGAUAAAUGAGUCCAUAAGUACUUUUUGGCACUACAAAACUUAAGAAAAAAUUCAAAACUUUACAUAUAUCACAUAGAAAAUUACAUGCUCCUUGAGAAUUUACAGUAUUUAUUAUCUCCAAAAUCAUACAUAUAAUGUGGCUGUGUCUCAAGUAGUGAGUGGUUGGAUUAUCCAUAUUUUCUGUUUAUCAAAAUACAACAAAACAGUUAUUUCUGUAGUUUAUUACUUUUUAAUUAAAAAAUGGGCCUACCAGCAGGUCUAGAAAUUUUCCUACUCUUUCAUUCACUUAUACUAAGGGAAGUUUUUUUCAGUUUUGCCUUCACUCUUCCAGCUGCAAAAGUGGGAACAAUGUGUCUACUCAAAUACAGCAAGGCACUGUGAUGAGUCACAACUUCUAAAGCUGUAUGAUAAAAAUAACUCUCCAUUAAAACUUUAAGUUAAUUUAAUUGCAAGCCAGUAUCUUGACAUUUGAAGCCUGAAUGUUAUUUAACUAUGUCAUUUAAAGCCAUAUUUAAAUUGUUAUACCGAAUACUUUCUAUUUAGCUCAUAUCCUUACAUGUGAGGCUGCCAUUUGCUUAAAUUGAAUGUGGCAAUAACCCCCCAUGCAUUAUCAGUAGCACCCAGAAGAGGACCAGUGCCCCAGCACUCUCUAAGCCCACAAAGGACUGGCAGAGAUGGCCAUUUAUCUGUAUUUUGUUCAUGGACUCAUGCACAGGCUGAGCAGCAUCGGGAUCGGGACCUUCCCCUGGCAGAAGCAUCUCUGUCCAGCCAUAAUUCUGUGUGCUGUGCUUGCCACCUGCUGGAUGCAGCCACAAAUUUGCUUUACUUCUCAAAAGUUACAGGAAGAAACAGCAACACUUCCCUGCUGCCUGAAGGAUCUGAAGAUCCUCACCUGUGGCAAAACUCCUCUAGAAAUAAAACACAAACUUGUCCAUCUGGGAGGCCAGUAACUUCUUUGACAGGGUCUACACAAGAAUUUUCUCCUGCUCAUCCUGCUGAUCACCUGCUCAUCCCUUUGGUCACUGAAUCCCAGUGUCCCCAGUGACCACAACAGGGAGCUCAUUUCAAAACAUUGAUUGCAUUACUACAAGAGCCAUCUCAAAGAGAAGACUUAAAAAUCAAAGCCAUUGGUUACUGAUCUUGAUCAUUUCAUGCCAGAUCCUGUGGUUUUAAGAGGCUGUGUAUCCUAAGCUACUGGUGGCACCUCCAUCUGCCUGUGCCAUGUGAAAGAGCAGGAGCAUGCACAUUCAGCUGUGUUACUGGAGGAAAGGUAGGAAGGGAUUGCACCUGUGUGCUCUGAGGGCAGCACAGACCUUGAAUCAAUAGGCAAAGAAGGUAGAGGGGAAAGCUUUCAUAAAUAAAGCAGGGAAAUUUUCAUUCUCCUAAGCAGUAAGGAAACAAUCAUCAGCUGCCAAAUAUGCUAGCUCCUUAAAAGAAAAAAAAUGAAACUAACAAAUCAACCGAUACUGAAAAGAACCCAGAGAUAAAACUCUACAGCAGCUCUAACUGGGUAGCAGCAGAAAGUAAACUCCUUGGAACACAGAGUUACUGUGUACAACCAGAUGCUGCAGUUUCACAACACCCCAGACUGACAGCUAAGGGAAGAGCCCACAGGAUGGACCCCCACACCACUUUCAUCAUGUAUCUGCAACCAAGGCAGGUGCUGGGAAGCAUGUUAUUGCUCAGCCUUCCACUCCCCUGCAAACCUGUGCAUGGGGCAGGCAGAGGGGACAGUCUGGCCUUUGCUGGGGACCCUUUGCUGUGUGGUCCCUACUGAGGGGCAGAAUAUUCUUUGGUGCAAGGACCUACUUGCCCAUAAAGGAGGGAGUAGUAAGUAUUUGGCUCUGUAUGACUUUGCCAUCUUUGGGGAACUUGGGAUUGAGUCCUCUUAAUAGCAAAAGGAAACUAGCUGUAAGAUGUUUGAGAACAAACUCCCAUUACCUUAAACACAAAAUUAAAACUAUUAAUAUGCAAUAGUAUGCAGUUGUUCUUAAAAGGCGUAUCCACAGUGCUUUUCAUUCCUGUGAUGACCAAAGUAAAAUACUACCAACUCUUAGUCUGUCCUCAUACUCUCCUGUUAUGAGGAACCCAAGUCAGUACUAAUGAGAACAUCAUAUAACCCUAAAUGCAGGCAUUACAACCCCUGUUCCACCACAAUUUGAUUUAUUUGAAUGAACACCUUUUUUUUCUGCUGAGUAAUUACUAAAUUAUGUAUUUGACGUGUACAUGCAGAACACCUAUUUCUAUUUAUUGUGCAAUAGUACUUUCUGUGACUCAUGCUUUGUGCUCUCCUCCCCUCUUGCUUGCCCAUUGUAUGCCCAUCCUAAAUCAUACUGUAUCAUCUACACUGGUAAGCCCAAAUUCCAACAAAACCAUUACAGAUAGAGCAGGAAUUAAUCUGGCUUCUUGGCCUUACAAUUUCCUCGUGUUUACAUUGUUAAUCAAGAGGUUGCAGAGUAAGCACAAGACCAAAAGUCCUUUACCUUGCCAGCAUUACUAUUUAGGUGAUAGUUUCCAUUGUCUACGUGAAACUGUGACAGGAGCAGAGAAUACAGUAAGUUUUCUAGUUUUGCUUGAAUAGCUUCAGCAAAGGUUUCAUUUGAUAAACCAGACCUCCUUUUUAAGUAUACUAAAGUGCAGGUAUUCCCAGGGAAAUAUUUGCUACUGAAAGGAGAAACAAAUCCUUGAGAGAGGGCAGUUGAAGGCCUAAAACAGGGACUUGUUGAAUUUGUAAAUAUUAAAUGUUAAAUGUAAAUUUUUUUUUUUGGUUUUGCAACAGGCUGAGGGGAAACACACACACACACACACAAAGAAUAAAUCUUUCAGCUUAGUGCAAAGCGAGGGCUGUUCUAUCAAUCAUUGAGUGCACCUCCACAGCGACCUCCCAGCCAAGGCUGAACUAACAAACCCUCAAUGCUACAGCUCAGAUCAAGCUCAGUAUCACCAGCAAGCUCUGCAGAUGUGGCAGGACACUCAUGAGAUGGGGACAGAGCAGAUCACGUCUGAGAACAGCAUUGUGUGAUCCUUUUAGUGAACUAGUGCCAUGGGCACCAGCUUUGUAGUGGGCAAGUUAGAUAACAAAAACAAGUUAUUAUUUCCUUUUCAAUAUUUUUGUGCAGUUGUAAUUUGUGACUCGUGGAUGUUAAAUGUUUUCUAUUUCAAUAGCCAUAGUUUUAUAUCAUAGAAGUUUACCUCGAUUAUAUAACAACUUUCACUGUCUGAAGUAUUACUAAAACCAUACAGGUCAUCAAUAAAUGUCUUUGUGAAAGUCAUCUCCACUUCUGUGUUAAGCACCCAAAACAAAGAGAUCUGUUUCUGUGUUGUUGUGAGUACUAUACUGUUAUCUGUGUAACUACUGCUACAUAUAUGUAUAUAUAAAUAUUUUUAGGCAAUAUCCUUAAAGUAUUUCUGUGUAAUGCUGUAACAUUUUAUACCACUAUUCCUCAUUACUUUUAACCCUGAUCCUAAUCCAGCUCUCCCUUAAAUCUUUGAGAUGAGCAGGUUGUGUCUGCCAUUGUUAUGGGAAAGGAUACCCAGCUAGCUCCAAAAUCACUUGUAGAACACAGUACUUCAGCAAAUCAUUUCUGUAUCCCAGAACAGACUAAGCUAAUGAAGUUUACUUGGAAUGGAGACUUAGCAAAUUGCUAAAUUUCCUACAUACAAGUUGGAGUUUGAAGCCAAAUUUAGGCUUAACCUUUUAGAAACUGAAUUUAAUUUUAGGGACAGAUUUAUUUAGAAUACUGUCUUAAAUACAGGAUCCCAUUGCCUUAUGAAUAAUGGCCUUGAACAGCCUGACUCAGGCUGCCAGUAGCUGAGUAUUCGAUGUAAAUAGAUCCACUUAGAAUAUAAGCAGUGCCAGAUUGUACUGUGGCUGCAGUGGAAACAGCAGCAAGUUCCAGAAGGGAACCUGAUGAUAAUAAGAUAUGACAAUAUGAUAAGAAGGGACUGGGAAGGGGAGGAGGGGUUGACAGUGAAAAGAAUGUUAGAUUGGAUUUUGCCAUUUCAAAUUUGUAUGAAAAUAAAAUACAAUUUAGUGUCUAGCAUAUCCCUAGUAAACCCCACUUCAUUCUGUGUCUUACAGUGUCACAUACUGGAAAAAAGUGAAAAAUAGUUAAAGGCUGGGCCUAAAGCCUUUAUGGCUUUUCUGCUGUAUAACUUAUUUUCCAUGUAUAUAAGUUAUUCCUCUGCUUGUGUAUUGGCAGCUUUGUGUACUGGUAGUGUUGUUAGGUUACAAUUAAGCAAAGGCUCUGGGGCAGGAGGACAGACAGAGCCAUACCUUGGAGCUUUACCAUGAGUGAUCAGAGGUGAAGGAGUGUUAGAAAAGGAUGGAAAGCAAAGACAGUUGCUGAACAAAUACCAAAUUACAAAGAUAAUUAAUGCCAUUAAGUAACAUUUUUGAAAACAAAAAAAAAAAUCUAACCAAAGUCAGCCAAAUAAUUAAAAACAAUACAGCAAAAAAGAAUAGAAAAUGCUGAAAGAGAAUUUCAAUUCACUUAGAAUUACAGAGAAUUUCAAGCAUCUCCAACUCAUAUGCUCAAGUAAAUGCAAACCUGACCAUUUCUGUGAAAUUGAAUGAAUAAACGGAAAAGUUGAAGUUAACAGAUGUGUGUAAGAUACAAGCAGCCACUUGGCUACUAUUGACUUUUCUUUCAGAAAAAAAGUUGAAUUAUGCACUUGAAAUCCACCAGAUAAUUAUAUGCCCAGGAAAGAGAGACAACAUACUGCCUAUGGGCUUAGAUGAGCUUUGCAUACCUAGCCUGAAUCCUCCUCCUGCUUAGCUAAGUCUGAAUCUUCCUCAUGCUUAGUUUAUCACAAGGUACACAACUACACCAAAAAAAAAAAAAAACAAAACAAAAAAAACCCACCCACAAAAUGGCUAAACUAGAAAACAAAAGAGAAAAAUUAAUUUUGUGAAAAUAUGUAUUAUGGUAGUGCUAUUUAAUUUUUAAAUCACUUAUGAAACAGAGGAUCUAAAAUAAAUUAUUAUAAACUUGUUCAAACAAAGUUAAGUAAUUUUUAAGCUUCUAUAAGGAUUAUGUUUUGCACUGUAAAAAGAUUUCCAGGCAUGAGAAGCAAGAUUCCAGACCCAAAGCCCUCUUUCUGUACAGCAGCACCUAUAAAGUGAGGCCAUGUGUAUGAUUUGCAGGAUGCCUUUCAAAGGCAGGACAUAAACAAGUGCACCUGAGAUGGAAUGUCACCUGCCAGAGCAUUGUUAGUGUUGAACCUGAUUUUUGUGAUGUGAUUAUUGUAGAUACAAAUGGAAAGAAGCAGUAGAAAGGCAUACUCUGUAUACUAGACUGUACUACACAGUGCCCUUUUUACAUGUUAAAUUCUGAAGAAUUUUAUUUCUGGCAUUUUUUAUUUUCUUUGCUUAUCUAUGAUAGCUCUCUAUACUGUGAUGUGUCAUUUUUACAUGAAGUACACAGCAGAUAUGGACUGUUCUGUUUAAAAAGAAAGUAACACCUUUCCAACAGCUUUCUGUCUAACACAGCUGCAAAACCAGUAACCUUUUUCAAAGAGCCAUCUACACCAGACUGGUUGUAUUUUGAAAUACUGAAAAUAUUAAAACAAUACAAAAUAACUUCAAAUAA
Messenger RNA from Haemorhous mexicanus (house finch), 8360 nucleotides. RefSeq names its product angiotensin II receptor type 1 (gene AGTR1). The transcript has 4 exons. Gene Ontology annotation, biological process: immune response; G protein-coupled receptor signaling pathway; regulation of vasoconstriction. NCBI's taxonomy places the organism in Eukaryota, Metazoa, Chordata, Aves, Passeriformes, Fringillidae. Gene Ontology annotation, cellular component: membrane. The coding region runs from base 437 to 1516 and encodes 359 amino acids. The record is from RefSeq and is a predicted model, not a curated record. Gene Ontology annotation, molecular function: angiotensin type II receptor activity.